Molecule: messenger RNA, 1109 nt
Organism: Perca fluviatilis (European perch)
Lineage: Eukaryota; Metazoa; Chordata; Actinopteri; Perciformes; Percidae
Gene: rgs4
Product: regulator of G protein signaling 4
Exons: 5
Coding region: 109-729 (206 amino acids)
Source: RefSeq, a predicted model, not a curated record
GACGCGCGUAUCCUGCCGUCUAUCACUGAAAGCUCUGCACCCAAUCACACUGUUGCCUCCCUGGCGGCGCCGUUAUCAUCUCUGACUUUGGAUCCGUGACAUUCCACCAUGUGUAAAGGACUUGCAACUCUUCCUGCGACAUGCUUGAAAAGUGCCAAAGUCAUCAAGCAUAAAAUAAGCUUCUUACUCCAGAAGCCUGAACCCCAAGCAGCUGAUCAGAAGCCAAAAAAUGAGGAGAAUGCUGCUGCUGAGAGCAUGCCUACUGCGUCUGAGGUGAAGAAAUGGGAGGAGUCUUUCAGCCACUUGAUGAACAGUCAAAAGGGUCGUACGGUCUUCGGCAACUUCCUGAGGUCAGAGUUCAGUGAGGAGAACAUUGACUUCUGGGUCGCCUGCGAAGACUACAAGAAGUGUUCACCUUCCGAGCUGGUGACCAGAGCCAAGCAGCUCUACCAGCAAUAUGUUGAGGCAGAUGCUCCUAAUGAGGUAAACCUAGACGCAGCGACCAGAGAAGAAACGAGGCAGAAUGUGGAGAAUGCCUGCCUGUCUUCUUUCAACAAGGCUCAGCAGAUGAUCUACAACUUGAUGGAGAGAGACUCCUACAGGCGCUUCAUCAACUCCCAACUGAUCCAGGAUCUGGGUCAGACACAGACCACUGGUGCUCAGGAGAAGAAGAACAAGAAAAACUGGGACUGUGCCAAGAACAGGCAGGUGUUAACUGGUGGCGCCUAAACAGCAUGCACACACGGAAGACUUGAAGAAGAUGCCAAAGACCCCCAAAAAAUGAAUGCGGAGGUAAACACUGGUAGAUAUCGGUUUGUUUUUGUGUUUAUAGAAUAGAAAAACCAGUGUGAUCUAAAAGGUUAAUGUGACUUUUUUUUUUAAACUUGCCGUUAAUUCCUGGACAUCUUUUGGUGAUCAGUUUGAAGUUGCUGCUGUAUGUCCACUUGUGCCUGAUUUGAAUAUUUUGUCAUUUUUCAUGCAUUUUUCCAAAUCACAAAGCUUGAUAGUGACUGAUUCAAUAUUUUACAUUUUCAACGAACAAUAUAUACUAACAAGAAUGUUUAAAUGUUUGCUGCCGGUUUCACUACAAAAUACAACCUGCUCUUCAA